GCAAUCGAGGGCACCUACAUCGACAAGAAGUGUCCCUUCACGGGCAAUGUCUCGAUCCGUGGCCGAAUCCUGUCAGGUGUGGUUACCAAGAUGAAGAUGCAGCGCACCAUUGUCAUCCGUCGGGACUACCUGCAUUACAUCCGCAAGUACAACCGCUUCGAAAAGCGCCACAAGAACAUGUCUGUGCAUCUGUCCCCCUGCUUCAGGGAUGUGCAGAUUGGGGAUAUCGUCACCGUGGGAGAGUGUCGUCCCCUCAGCAAGACUGUCCGGUUCAACGUCCUCAAAGUCACAAAAGCUGCUGGUACCAAGAAGCAAUUCCAGAAGUUUUAAAGACGGCAUAUUGGAAGAUACGCAGGACAAAUAAAACUUUUGUAAAAACGUACCCUUGUGUGUGUAAUCUGAAAUAAAUAGCGUGGGGACGCAACAGCGCGUGUGAAC
Messenger RNA from Pelecanus crispus (Dalmatian pelican), 438 nucleotides. The record is from RefSeq and is a predicted model, not a curated record. Lineage: Eukaryota; Metazoa; Chordata; Aves; Pelecaniformes; Pelecanidae.